Penicillium nucicola is the source of this 1278-nucleotide messenger RNA. Its product is annotated as Hsp70 family protein. Bases 1 to 1278 code for a protein of 425 amino acids. The record is from RefSeq and is a predicted model, not a curated record. The transcript has 9 exons. NCBI's taxonomy places the organism in Eukaryota, Fungi, Ascomycota, Eurotiomycetes, Eurotiales, Aspergillaceae. Gene Ontology annotation, molecular function: ATP binding; ATP-dependent protein folding chaperone.
AUGCCGACUCGUCCAGAAUUGCUUGGGCGCUUGAAGGUGGUUCAGAGGAUGUCGAAAUUGUGUCCAGCUGGCCCGGAGGAGGAAAUCGCAAGCACCACGUUAAAAGUACCGUCGGUCAUCUCGUACGAGAAAGAGAUCUCAAAGUGGGGCUAUCAAGUUGGUCCUUUGUGCGAGGUCGUUCGUGGCUCCAAGCUGUUGCUUGACGAAAGCCAGGACCAGGAGUAUGCACCAUCGCUGGCCUCUAAGUCACUACUGGCACAUUACGGCAAAAAUGCUGUUCAGGUCUCGGGUGAGUAUCUAGGACAUCUCGUUUUUCAUGUGAAGGAUACGCUUCAACGACGCUUCGGAGACUCUGCCAAGUCAAUGGAGCUCAAAUUUGAGCUUACCGUUCCGGCAGUUUGGUCUGAUAAAGCAAAAGAUGCAACACUUCGAGCCGCCAUAAUUGCCGGUAUCAACUCCCAGCAAAUAUCCCUUGUGUCGGAGCCAGAAGCCGCUGCUCUACAUUCACUGCGGACAAUUCAGCCAAAUUCAAUCACGAAAGACGACGUUUUAGUGAUUUGCGACGCAGGUGGUGGCACUGUGGACUUGAUCUCUUACAAAGUACAAGAUCUCGAUCCGUUGAGCAUGGAAGAAGCAACGGACGGCACAGGGGCUAUUUGCGGAUCCAUUUUACUUGAUGAGAGAUUCGAACGUCUCCUCAUGAAGAAAGUAGGCCUGGAGAGUUACCAAUCCCUUCCAAUAAAGUCCAAAGAAGCUGCUCUUUCAUUUUGGAGGGAUAUGGUCAAGCCUACCUUUGGCGAAGAAUCUGACUGCGAUUUUCUAGACGUGGAUCAUUUUAUUCCGCUUCCAGGAGCAGCAGAUCAACCUGACAAGAGCAUAGAUGGUGGAUUUGUCCAAUUUGAAGGUCUUGAGAUUGAAGAGAUAUUUGCGCCAAUAGCUAUCGUUCUUGUGGGGGGGUUUGGGUCCUCAAGCUAUCUCUUCCAGCGGUUGAAGGGCAGUAAUCCUUCUAUCAUAGUAUUGCAACCCCCAAAUGCUUGGGCGGCAAUUGUCAGCGGAGCAGUUCUCCGUGGAUUAGAAGGAAAUCGCGUGGAGACACGAAUUUCCCGGCGUUGGUAUGGUGUUUCAGCGUACACAAUGUUUGAUGAAAGUCAUCAUGCGAAACGGGACAAACGUUGGUCCGAAUUUGAAGACGACUGGGUCGUUGACAACAAGAUGACUUGGUACAUCAAAAAGGUUGGUCAGCUUAAAUUGAUGUUCGUUGAGGGAAGUCUGACAUAA